UUGAUACAAAAAUGUUUGCUAGUUAUUGUGAUUUGUAACUUACACCUCAAGUAGUGCAAGGAAUCAUGGCUUUUUAUUAUUCUAUGCUUUAUUUAUUAUAUAUAUAAGUAGAAGAUUUAGACAUUCUUACCAAUGCAUGGUUCUUGUACUACCUAGAUCAUGAUGAUUAGUAAUUCGCAGUUUUACUUGGUAACUUUCUUGGUUUUGUUGUGCAUAGUUUCUUCUGUACGGAGUGCUGAUAUUAAAACUUUCAAUGUCAUCGAUUUUGGGGCUGUCGGAGAUGGAAGAACUGAUGAUCUCCCGGCUUUCCUCAAGGCAUGGGAAGCUGUAUGUCAAUCGGAAUCCAGUCGUGUAAUUCUUGUUAUACCAAAAAGAAAGAAAUUCUUACUUAAGCCUUCGGAAUUUGAUGGUCCUUGCAAGCCCUCCAGUAUACAUAUUCAGGUAUCUGGAAAUAUAAUUGCACCUAACUCAAAAUCAGCAUGGGAUGGAGCUGCAACCAAUGCAUGGCUCACUUUUGCGAAUAUUGACCAUCUUACUGUAAAUGGCAAUGGAGUUUUUGAUGGCCAAGGCCAUAUAUGGUGGUCAAAUGCUUGCACCAAUGAUAACACAUCCCCAGAAACACAAUGCAAAGGACCCACUGCAUUGAUUUUCAGAAGAUGUGAUCAGCUUCGAGUCAGGGGAGUAACGAUAAUUAGAAGUGCUAGAAGUCAUAUCAUAUUGACUGCUUGCAAUGAAGUUAGCAUUGCUAAUAUUCGUAUUAUGUCCCCUGGUGAUAGUCUCAACACCGAUGGGAUUGACGUUUCCGGUAGCACUAAUGUACAAAUACAAAACUCUCUCAUCGCAACAGGUGACGACUGUAUUGCAAUAGGAGGAGGAUCGUCCAACAUUAGUAUUAGCGGCAUAACAUGCGGACCUGGCCAUGGUAUUAGUAUUGGAUCCUUGGGAGAAGGAGGAUUUGAAGUCGUGGAAGAUGUGAAUGUAAGAAAUUGCACGAUGAAAGACACCUUAGCAGGAGUAAGGAUUAAGACCUGGCAGGGAGGCGAAGGGUAUGCAAGGAGGAUUGCUUUUGAAGGAAUUGUAUUUAUUGCAGUCAACAAUCCCAUCAUCCUCGACCAGUUUUACUGUCCCAGUCGAGUCAAUUGCAAAAAAGAUACAGCUGCAGUAGCAUUGAGUGACAUAACAUUCAGAGGAAUACUAGGGACUUCCCUGAUGGACGAGGUGAUAAAUCUGAGCUGCAGCGAGACUGUCGGCUGCAAAAACAUACUUGUUGAUCGAGUAUAUAUAUCAUCUGUUAAUGGUAACCCUGUUCAUGCCAAGUGCAUCAAUGCUCAUGGAAGAUACACUCAUACUAGCCCUGCUGUGAAAUGUCUGCUGCUGCCAUAGUUUUAAUGUCUCAAUGCCUUAUUGUUCAACAAAGACUAUUAAAGGAGUAGAUUGGGAGAAGGAGAGACACGUACCAUUCUUCUCAACUAUUAUAGACUUAUUAUAGCUAAAUCGUUAUUUAAGAAGUUGUUAUAUUCAAGUCUUAUGGAAUACAGUUUCUGUAAUGAAUAACCCAGAAGUCAAAAGCCACUAUUGUGUUUUUCUUUUCUUGAUAUAUCUUUUCUUCUUCUUAAAACCGGUAACUCUCUUUAUUUGAUUUGUUCAUUAGCCACAAUAUUAUUAUGUGCAAAACAUUCUAUUCAACUGUUAUAAUCUUACAUCUAUGUCGUUAUUUUAGGGAAUUAUUCAACUGUUAUAAUCUUACAUCUAUGUCGUUAUUUUAGGGAAUUAUCAGAUUCAAGGCUUAUGGAUA
Messenger RNA from Solanum pennellii, 1795 nucleotides. RefSeq names its product probable polygalacturonase At3g15720. NCBI's taxonomy places the organism in Eukaryota, Viridiplantae, Streptophyta, Magnoliopsida, Solanales, Solanaceae. Gene Ontology annotation, molecular function: polygalacturonase activity. The coding region runs from base 160 to 1383 and encodes 407 amino acids. Gene Ontology annotation, biological process: carbohydrate metabolic process. The record is from RefSeq and is a predicted model, not a curated record. The transcript is spliced from 9 exons.